This is a messenger RNA of Aquila chrysaetos chrysaetos, 6237 nucleotides long. It is a transcript of the gene RGMB, whose product is annotated as repulsive guidance molecule BMP co-receptor b. The transcript is spliced from 5 exons. The record is from RefSeq and is a predicted model, not a curated record. Gene Ontology annotation, molecular function: coreceptor activity. Gene Ontology annotation, cellular component: plasma membrane. Gene Ontology annotation, biological process: BMP signaling pathway. NCBI's taxonomy places the organism in Eukaryota, Metazoa, Chordata, Aves, Accipitriformes, Accipitridae. The coding region runs from base 556 to 1899 and encodes 447 amino acids.
GAGUGAGGUGACAAUGGGGCCGACGGCAGGCAGGCGGGAUCGCCGUCCGGCGGGACGGAGGGGCUUUUUGCGCAGCGCCCAGCGGGCAGGCCGCAAGGCGCGAGGGGGCGGGGGGGCUCGAAUCAGCGCCGGCCCGGGGGGCGGGGCCGCGCCGACGGUACGUCGCGAGGCUUGUCGGACAGACCGAACAGCCAAUGGGAGGCGACGGGGAGGCCAGGGCUGCGCGCGGCGGGUGUGGCCGGGGGCGGGCGCAGUGCGUUCGGCGGCGUGGGGCCUAGGGUAGCUCGGGUCUGCGGCUUUCCACCGCCCGCUCGGAUUCUCUUCCUGCUUCGCCCGCUCACCGGCUCCUUCCCUUUGUGUUCGUCUCCUCCUGCCGUCAUGCCGCGCCGCCCUCCGCCUGCCCCACUGUGGCCCGGCGGCCUCCGCUCGUCGCCGCGCCGCUGAAGGAAAAGGAGGAGGAGGAGGAGAACGCAGCGAGGAGGAGGUUGCCCGCCCGCCGCCGCCUCAUGCCGCGGCCCCGUCCCGCCGCCAGCCCGGGCACCUGCAUGGACGGGCAUGGGGAGAGCUGCGCCUUCCUGCGCCGCCGGGGCUGAGGCGCCGCGCUGCUGCGGGCCGCGUCGCCCGUCGUUCACUGCCCUCGGCUUCCUUGCCGCCCUGGGGCUGCUGCUUGGCUCAGGUGACUGCCAGCUGCAAACACCUUGUCGAAUCCAGAAGUGCACCACCGAUUUCGUAUCCUUAACUUCACAUCUAAACUCGGGUCUUGAGGGCUUUGACUUGGAGUUCUGCAAGGCCCUGCGAGCAUACUCUGCCUGUACCUAUCGCAAUUCUAAAGCAUGCCGUGGAAAUCUAGUCUACCAUUCUGCAGUGCUUGGGAUCAGUGAUCUCAUGAGCCAGAGAAACUGUUCCAAAGAUGGACCCACAUCCUCCACUAACCCUGAAGUGACCCAUGAUCCCUGCAAUUACAGUAGCCACACAGAAGCCAGAGAACAUCGGGGAGGGGAGAAGACUCCUCCUACUACUUACCUAUUUUGUGGCUUGUUUGGUGAUCCUCAUCUGAGGACUUUUAAGGAUCACUUCCAGACAUGCAAAGUGGAAGGUGCUUGGCCCCUCAUAGACAAUAACUACUUAUCAGUGCAAGUGACCAACGUGCCUGUGGUUCCAGGAUCCAGUGCUACUGCUACAAAUAAGAUAACUGUUAUCUUUAAAUCAUACCAAGACUGUACAGAUCAGAAAGUAUAUCAAGCAGUGACUGAUGACUUGCCUGCAGCUUUUGUUGAUGGUACAACAAGUGGAGGUGAUGGGAACACCAAGAGCUUGCGAAUUGUGGAGAAAGUCAGUGGCAAAUACAUCGAAAUGCAUGCCAGGUACAUUGGGACCACCAUGUAUAUACGUCAGCUUGGGCACUACUUAACAUUGGCCAUUCGCAUGCCUCAAGAGUUGGUCAUGGCCUAUGAGGAGAGCCAGGAUCUGCAGCUCUGUGUGAACGGUUGCCCUUCAAGUGAACGUAUUGAUGAUAGUGGCCACUUACCAUUGCCUGUGAUGGGGCAAUUUCUCCCUCAGGGUGGUGCUGCUCAUCCCUGGUCAGUGUACACACUGGAAAGUGCCACCACGAAAUGCUAUGAGAAGAUGCUGGUGAAGGACAUCUAUUUUUACUCAUGUGUAUUUGACCUACUCACCACUGGUGACGCUAACUUCACGACUGCUGCUCACAGUGCCUUGCAGGAUGUGGAGGCACUGCACCCCAGAAAAGAGCACUGGCAUAUCUUUCCCAGCAGUGGAGGCUGUCCUUGGUGUGUCCCUUGCUGCCAUUACCAUACAAGUGUUUUACAGAAAGCGGAAGUUUCAACAGGUAUUAAGCUUUCGCAGGCGUGCAGUCUUAAAGUGGAAACUGUGCUCUGAAUUUUCCAUGGGAAGCAUUUCAGCAGCUUCCGUGCUGUGCAAGGUAGCUGGAAGUGCAGCUCUCUCCAGUGGCUCCAACUGCUGCUUUGCAUAUCUGGUAAGAGAAGAAACAUUCCCACCCCAUCUUCUACUCAAGAUGAAACACGGAACCCGAGUUAUAAAAAUGUAUCAUCUCUAUCAUAUGAGAAGAUUGAAUAGCAGCGUAAAGGAGAAAAGAAAGUAUAUCCUGUUACAAAGACUACAUCAUUUAAAGUGAAUUUACAGAAUAAAAUGAAGCUGAGCUUAGUAAAUAAACAUCUUGCACUUCAAGCAGUGCUUUCUGAUUAGCAAAUAGAGCAAUACUUUCUGCUCACUCCUAAAAAUCGCUCCAUAUUUUCACUUUCUAAAAUCAUGUUAAAAGGAAAAAAACAAGAGCACUUCGUAUCUAAAAAAAUAGUCAUAGAAAUAAUAAAGCACUUGAGAGAUUUGAAAUGUACAAGCAAGCAUUUACAGUAGCUGCCACAGGGCUGUUUCUUGGUGCCAUAUAUGAAGGGAAGAAGUAAUCAUGAGGAAGAAAUGAGGAUACUUCAUCAGAACUUGUCUUUUCAGGCAUGUUCUACUUAAUCAACUGCAUUCAAUAAGUACAGCAAAUUGUUCUGUCUGAUCAUUUUUACUGAAGUGACAGAACAAAGCACUUAUUUUUAGUAUCAUACAGAAUAUUUGGUGCAAAUGGAGAGUACCUCACCAUCUCAUUAAAAUUCUUAAUUGAUAAGUUAAAAGAUAACAAUGCCUGGUACUGGUACUGUGGCAGAUCUUUGCUAAUUUGUACGCCUGUGUGAGAGUCCUGGGGUAAACAUGAAAGCACUGGAAUUGUCAGGAAAAGGACAGAUGUGACAUCUGUGCAUUUGCUGGGAACCACUGAUCUGAAAAGAUCUCCCCAGGGUGGGGUGUGUGCAAAAGUUUUUCAGUUUUUCUGUGCUCUUUCACUGCUUUCCUUAGGGGGAAGGAAAGCUAUGUCUACAUUAGUAAGUAAGUCAUGCAGUGCAGUAGGAGUGGGUUUGCAGAGUAAAAAAAAAAAAAAAAGAGUUGAGGUCCCAACAUCCAUACCACACACCUUUGGGGGGAAUGGAGUUGCAUCAGUUGAGCUUUAGUCUGCUCCUGUGGCGUGGGUGCUUGGGAGGGUGUCUUCCCCUUUGGUUUCAUCUGAUGAUAACCAGGCUUGUGCAGAGAGAGGGUGCUCAACAGUGCAAAUCAAAGUGCAAAGAGCGGAAGGGAUCAGGAAAUGCACUUCAAAAAUCUACUUCUUACUCAAUCUAAAAUCCUAUUGUAGAUGCAUAGGGUGUUUGCCAAGUAUUUCACAUUUUCUGGAAACUUCUGUACAUCUACUAUGAUAAUAUCAGGCACCUGGUUCAAAAGAAUCUGAGAACAAUGAGGAACUCAAACCUUUUAAGUCAGUGAUAUAAAAGUUCUGAGUUAUUGAAAGUAAUAAGCCAGAAGUGACAACAUAUAUUUUGAGACAAGAGGAUCUGAAAGAAAUUUCUUCCUUACUAGGCUCCCAAAAUAGUAUUUCCACUAAUAAGACAAUUUCCUUUUACAUAUGACUAAAUGGAUAUGCUGUUACCCAAAAAUCUCAGAUUCUGUAGAAUCUGAAGCCUCCAAAUUUAGGUGGUCAAAUGGUUAUAAAAUAAACAAUUAUAAUUACUGACUUGUGGGUGCCAUAGCUAUUUAUCCCGCCCCGCAGUAAUUAUUCUUCAAGAUGUUGCAGUUGAAGAAUCAGUUAUGACAGAGUGAAUAACUUCCUGUAGCAUCCAUCAGUCUCUGUUUGGGUGGCAAGGAGAGGACGUUGGCAGAGGAUGUUUUGUGUUUUCUUUAAAUAGCUGUAACCACACAACUCUGUCUAAAUUGCCUGUUUCUCCCAUGCUCCCAAGAAGCAUGAAUGGAGGGGCAGGCCACGAGAGCCAGGUGCUGUUGACUGCCACAGAGCACACGUGUUCUUUCAUGUGCAGCUCUGUUCUAGCAUUCCCGUGAAUGACCAUGGAGCAACUUCUUUCACAGCUGGCUGAAAUUCAGAUUUUUUCACUGUCUCUGUGGAACAGUUAUUUCAGGGCCAGUCUUCCAAACCUGAUAUCUGUGUUGCAGCUAGGUUCAGUGUCUGGCAAACAUCAAAAGAUUUGAUGCCUUACAUACUUUGCUGUCACACUCCUCAAGCAGAUGGAAGAUACACUGGAGCAGUCAUCCACAGUGUUUGGUGAGACAACUAACUACUUUGAGAAAAUGCUUUCCACAGAUGAUGCCAAUUACAUAGCCCAAAGGUUGCGUAUUCUGUCACUCUGUGUAAUUUUGGCAUUUGGGAAUACCAGGGUAUUUAUAUGUGGGACACCAACAAGACCAAUAAUGUUUGGCCAGAUGUCUAAUGUUUUCAGUUUUAAGAUUACAUUCAACCACUUGCCAUCUUUACAACAGAUGGGAAGACAGAACCAAGGUAAAGUUGCAGCUGUUCUGUAUUUUCUCUCUCACAGAGAUACAGGCAGGAGUCUGAGUCUCACUCAUGAACCUGAUGGGCUCUUCUGUUGAAAAAAAUUCCAGAAGAAGCUAUUUUGUCAGAACAACAUUGGUGCACUGGACCUCUGAAGCUGAACUUUAAAAUUUUCAUUCAACUUAGCACUCAAGUUUCCAAGUGUGAAAGAGAGGAAGAUCAUUACACAUGCAUUCCUACUCUAGAGAAGCAGGACCACAUCUGUACUCAGUUCAUUUCCAACAUUUGUGAAGCGAUGUGUAACUUGGAACAGAUCUCCCUCAAUAUGCCUGCUUUCAGCUUCCUCAUUUUGUUUCUCACAUUUGCUAAGUAUUUUACUUUUAAGCCAAGAGCCAAUGAAAAGACUUGGUUUAGUAACCAGAAUUCCCACAUGCUAUUUUUCAGACAAGUGAAUGAGAUUGUCUCAUCUCCCAGCUUGCCCCAACAGGAACAUCUGGCACUGGCCAUGCUUGCCUUCCUGCUGCAAUCAGGGAUCCUUCAUGGAGGACUCAGGAACAAGCUGGGAGAAGAAAUCCUAGGCGAAGAGAUCUGAGUCAAUCCUGACGGCUGAAAGAAGACAUUAAGGGAUAAAGAAACACUGAAUAAAUUGUAGUAUUUGGAACCACCAAGUAAGGAUGAAAUAAAAUACUCACAUUAAAGUAUUUUGGUGUUCAAAAGACAUUACUACUAACAGAUGUAUGUCUCAUAUCCCCCUUGUUAUGCUGGGAUAACGCCAAUUCAUCUCAUAAAACAUACAUUUUAAAGUGUUUGCAGUACUAAAUUGACUGUAUCACUGCACCUGAGAAGAAAUGAUUAGUUUUUUAUUCUGUGAUCAUACACUGAAUAAUGAUAAAAGAAAUACUGAAUUUACUUCAUGCACUGUCUGCAGUGGAUGAAGUGGGCUUCCCUAGAAGUAGUAGUUUGGGGCUCUGUCAUUAAAGUUGCAUCAUGAGAAUUGCAUAGAGAGGUCUGAAUUAAGAUUCUGCAAGCAAACUUAGUUCUGGAAUCUCCUAACUUUUAAGUGAUUUGUUUUGCAAUUAUGCAAAUGUCAAGUCAUUCUUACGUUUAUGGAAAAAAAAAUUAAAAUACUGUCAUCUAAAAAUAUCGUGCCUCAGUUUUGAAUGUUUACAGUGUAUUUAUUGAAAAUGUUUAUUUUGUAAAGAAAUGGUAGGCUGUUAGUCCAUCUGUUUAUUCUGUAUGUUAUUAUACUACAAAUCCAUUUAUUAAGCCUUUAGCUUAUGAAUGGAAGAAUAACUUGACUCACAGUUAAUGUAAGCAAAUUUCAAGUUAAUAAUGACAAUGUCUUUGUAUUUAUGGAAACAUAGGUUGUAGUUCUAAUAAUAAGGUCUGUUUUGAGUUUUAUGCUUAAAUAACAUUGUCCUCCUUAUCAAGAAUAGUUUUCCACCAAAUUACAAGAGUCAUCCUUAAGUACAGAUGGAAUAUUCAAAAAUUUAAAAGCAAAUUGGAUAAUUUACAAGUAAAUUGAUGCUAUAACUUACAUCAUACUCCCUUGUUUUCAGUACUGCAACUUGAAAUAAUAGAACCUCUUUAAACUUCACACAUUUUCCCAUUGUAUUUCUAUGACAGUACAACUAGGGUUGGGUUUUCUCCUGCUUGCAGUCAUGAUUAUGGAGUUUCUCCAGAAUUUUAAAACUGCAGAAGGGCAUUCAUCUAUGAUUGUCUGAGGCUACAUCCUUGAACUUUGCAAAGGUAACUAUUUCAAGAGAUACACAUACUUGCAGAUUGUAAUAAUUGGGCCUACUUUGCCUUUCAGAUAAUUUCAUAUUCAUUUGUUCUAGUAUUCUGGCUGUAUUCUUGUCUGAAAAUAAAUAUUAUUCAUCUUA